ACGUGAGCGUCGCGGUGCUGCAGCAGAGCGCGUGCUGGCUGCGGGAGUCCGCCCGGUUGUCGGUGUUAGGUGGGAUUAUUCCCGGUUGUCGGUGUUACGUGGGAUUAUUCCCGGUUGUCGGUGUUACGUGGGAUUAUCUGUCCGCGCGCUCGUUGACGCCGCCGGUUCUCCGGUCCGAGCAGAACUGACCGCUGCUUUUCCCGUGCGCAGGUUCUGAAAGGCAUGGCGACGGUUCGGAAGAAGGUCGAUAACCGUAUUCGGGUCCAGAUCGAAAAUGGAGUCGCACUGCAGCAUCGCACGAUGUUCGUCAUCGUGGGCGACCGCGGCAGAGACCAGGUUGUCAUUCUGCACCACAUGCUCUCCAAAGCCACUGUGCGAGCGCGACCAUCGGUCCUCUGGUGCUAUAAGAAGGAGCUUGGCUUUAGCAGUAAUCGCAAGAAGAGGAUGCGGCAGCUGCAGAAGAAGAUCAAUACAGGCACUCUAAACCUUAAACAAGACGAUCCCUUUGAACUUUUCAUUGCUGCCACCAACAUCCGCUACUGUUACUACAGCGAAACACACAAAAUCUUAGGAAACACGCAUGGCAUGUGCGUUCUGCAGGAUUUUGAGGCCCUGACUCCCAACCUCCUGGCUCGGACUAUUGAGACGGUGGAAGGUGGAGGCCUUGUGGUGAUUUUGCUGAGGACAAUGAACUCGUUGAAGCAGCUGUAUACAAUGACAAUGGAUGUCCAUUCACGCUACCGGACCGAGGCUCAUCAGGAUGUUGUUGGAAGGUUCAAUGAAAGGUUUAUCUUGUCCCUCUCCUCCUGUAAAACCUGUGUUGUCAUUGAUGAUCAGCUCAAUGUUCUGCCAACCUCCAAGCACAUUGCAAACAUCAAACCCGUCCCACUUAAAACACAGGAGGAGGAUGGUCUGUCACCACGAGAACAGGAGCUGAAGGACUUGAAAGAAUCCCUGCAAGACACACAACCAGUCGGUGUUCUAGUGGACUGCUGCAGAACCAUGGACCAGGCUAAAGCUGUACUGAAGUUCAUCGAAGCGAUUUCAGAAAAGACUCUCCGGAGCACUGUAGCCCUCACUGCUGCCAGAGGCCGGGGCAAGUCUGCAGCGCUGGGCUUGGCUAUUGCUGGAGCUGUUGCCUUUGGGUAUUCCAACAUCUUUGUCACGUCCCCCAGCCCAGACAAUUUGCACACGUUGUUUGAGUUCAUAUUCAAAGGCUUUGAUGCCCUUCAGUAUCAGGAACAUCUAGAUUAUGAAAUAAUCCAGUCUUUAAACCCGGAGUUCAAUAAAGCCGUGGUCAGAGUCAACAUCUUCAAGGAACAUCGGCAGACCAUUCAGUACAUCCAUCCUGCUGAUGCGGUCAAGCUGGGCCAGGCGGAGCUGGUGGCCAUUGAUGAAGCUGCUGCUAUUCCCUUGCCUCUGGUGAAGAAACUGCUCGGGCCUUACCUCGUCUUCAUGGCUUCUACAAUCAAUGGGUAUGAGGGCACGGGACGCUCCCUCUCUCUCAAGCUGAUUCAGCAGCUCAGGCAGCAGAGCGCCGAUGGCCAGCAGAGUCUCUCAGCUGAAAACAAAACCACCAACACAGCCAGGCUGGCAGCAGCGCGGUCUCUCCAUGAGAUGUCUCUUCACGAGUCCAUCCGCUACGCUCCAGGAGACCCUGUGGAGAAAUGGCUCAAUGAACUCCUGUGUCUUGACUGCCUGAGUGUGCCACGCAUCAUCUCCGGCUGUCCCCUGCCUGAAACCUGUGACCUGUACUAUGUGAACAGAGAUACUUUAUUCUGUUACCAUAAAGCCUCUGAGGCCUUCCUCCAGCGCCUCAUGGCCCUCUAUGUGGCGUCUCACUAUAAGAAUUCGCCCAAUGACCUGCAGUUGCUCUCAGAUGCUCCAGCUCAUCAUCUCUUCUGUCUCUUGCCUCCUGUUCCACCAACACACAAUUCUUUGCCAGAAGUUUUAGCAGUUUUGCAGGUGUGUCUGGAGGGAGAAAUUUCCCGUCAGUCGAUCCUCAACAGCUUGUCCAGAGGAAAGAAAGCGGCAGGGGACCUCAUUCCCUGGACUGUAUCAGAGCAGUUUCAAGAUUCUGAAUUUGGCGGCCUCUCGGGGGGAAGGGUGGUCCGAAUUGCGGUAAACCCAGACUACCAAAGGAUGGGUUACGGGAGCCGUGCGCUGCAGCUGCUCCAGCGUUACUAUGAGGGUCAGUUUCCUCUGCUGGACGAGAGCGAACAGCCGAAUGCCAGGACAAUUAACUCAGUCAGCAGUGAGGCUGUCAGCCUUCUGGAAGAGGUGGUGUCUCCCCGGACAGACCUGCCUCCCCUCUUGUUGAAACUGAAUGAGAGGACAGCAGAGAGACUGGACUACAUAGGAGUGUCAUAUGGUCUCACGCCAGGACUGCUCAAAUUCUGGAAGAAGGCUGGCUUUGUUCCAGUUUAUUUAAGACAAACUCCAAAUGACCUGACAGGCGAGCACUCCUGUGUAAUGUUAAAGGAGCUGAACACGGAGGAGUCAGCAGGACCGUGGCUGCCUGCCUUCUGGAAAGACUUCCGGCGGAGGUUUCUUUCUCUGCUCUCCUACCAGUUCAGCAGUUUUAGCCCCUCUUUAGCCCUGAACAUACUGCAGAGCAAGAAUGUCAAAGAUGACAGUCCAGCAACACUCACCAGCAUGGAGUUAGCUGCCCAGUUCACCCCCUACGAUCUGAAGCGUUUAGAGAUGUACUCCAGGAACAUGGUGGACUAUCAUCUCAUUAUGGACAUGGUCCCUGCCGUGGCCCGAAUGUUCUUCCUCAAACAGCUGGGCGGUAUUUCGCUUUCUGCUGCUCAGUCUGUGCUGCUCUUGGGACUUGGAUUGCAGCACAAAUCUGUAGAUGACCUUGAGAAGGAGAUUGACCUGCCCAGCUCUCAGCUCAUGGGCCUAUUCAACCGUCUCAUCCGCAAGGUGGUACAGUUCUUCAGCACCCUCCAAGAGAAUGCAGUUGAGGCAGAAAUGGUCGCCGUCAAAGACGUUAACAUGGAGCCAACUAGUCGGCCGCUGCAUGAGGAUCUGGAUGAGGCAGCUAGUGAGUUCCAGGAGAAACACAAAAAGGACAUGGAAAAGAUUAAGGAUAUGGAUCUUUCCCACUACAUGAUCCGAGGUGACGAUGAAGAAUGGGACCAAGUGCUGAAGACAGCAGGUCACACAGCUGUGGUCAGCAUAAAGAGUGACAAGAAAAGAAAAUUGGAGGACACAAGUAAGAAAGGCCAGUGGCAAGGCAAGAACCUGAAGCAAAAUAAGGGUAAAAAGGCCAAAUUUGGAAAGAAGCUUUAACCUUUGGACAAAAUGCUCACUUACCUGUUUUGCUGUGUACAAAUAUAGUGUAACACAAAUUGGUAUAAACCCAAAGCCACUUUUGCUACUUUCAUUUCAUAUUGAUGGUUGAAUUAACUGGUUUAGUUCAAUAAUGAAAUAUUUUGGAUUUGUGGAUGUGGUGGAAGAUCUUUAAGAUUGUGCUUUGUUGUUUUGUUGUUUUUUUUUUUUGAAUGUUUUUUCAUGUUUGACCGCACGCUUGGUCAGUAAUUUUUGGAUCAUUUGGCCCUUGUACUGUAACUGUAAGAUACACUCUACAAUGAGUGAAUAAACCUUUUUUUAAAACUA
Messenger RNA from Pygocentrus nattereri (red-bellied piranha), 3624 nucleotides. It is a transcript of the gene nat10, whose product is annotated as N-acetyltransferase 10. The record is from RefSeq and is a predicted model, not a curated record. Gene Ontology annotation, biological process: rRNA acetylation involved in maturation of SSU-rRNA. The transcript is spliced from 28 exons. Gene Ontology annotation, cellular component: 90S preribosome; nucleolus. Gene Ontology annotation, molecular function: ATP binding; 18S rRNA cytidine N-acetyltransferase activity; tRNA binding. Lineage: Eukaryota; Metazoa; Chordata; Actinopteri; Characiformes; Serrasalmidae. Bases 223 to 3297 code for a protein of 1024 amino acids.